This is a messenger RNA of Botrytis cinerea B05.10, 2936 nucleotides long. RefSeq lists its product as hypothetical. Gene Ontology annotation, cellular component: nucleus. The transcript is spliced from 5 exons. Lineage: Eukaryota; Fungi; Ascomycota; Leotiomycetes; Helotiales; Sclerotiniaceae. Gene Ontology annotation, molecular function: RNA polymerase II cis-regulatory region sequence-specific DNA binding; DNA-binding transcription activator activity, RNA polymerase II-specific; zinc ion binding. The record is from RefSeq and is a predicted model, not a curated record. Bases 282 to 1019 code for a protein of 245 amino acids. Gene Ontology annotation, biological process: DNA-templated transcription; regulation of transcription by RNA polymerase II.
GAAGAGAAGCUCAUUGGCUGAAUUUCACCGGCGAAGGACAACCUCAGCAGGCUCCUUGCUCUUAUGAUUACUACGAAGACCAAGAACACCAAGAACACCAACAUCAUGUCACACAUUCAACGAUUGUUUUAAAAAGUGCUUGAUAUCGUUUACUAUCCCCGUUUUCUUUACAGAUCGAUCACUACUUGAGUUUCUAUACUCUGUGCCGAGUGGUUCGUUGCGAGACGGCCAGUUGUUGCUGUCUUUACCAUCAGCGCCAAUCAACGUAAACAUCAACCAGAAUGGACACACCAUCAACAUCUACCUCUCAAGAGACCGCUACGGCUCAUUCUAAGAGAAAUCGUGUUCAAUUGAGUUGUACACCAUGUCGACAUGCUAAGCUUAAAUGCGAUCGAGCUCAACCGUGCAGUCAAUGUCAAAAGAAGGAUAGGGUAGGAUCAUGUUCAUAUCCCACGCCCCUACCUAGAAAGAAAGCCGCGAUGACAAUGCACAAAAGAUUGAAGCACCUGGAAAGUUUGGUUAAGGAUGUUAUGAAUUCUCAACAAUCAGAUGGGCCACAUACUCCUCCACGUGAUGGCCAGGAGCCCGAAAACCUCGUUGCCAGAGCGGAGGCUCUGGGGAUCCCAGCGGAAGAUCAGAGAUCAAAUACGGCCGGCAAUUCCCUAUCUAGUUUAGACAAGUCCUCAACUAUCCAACAGACAACACCUCCCCCAGGGCAGAUUGUAAUUGGCGGGAAGGAAACACAAUAUGUUGGCGCUACUCACUGGGCUGCAAUUCUUAAUGAUAUAGGAGAAGUCAGAGAAUAUUUUGAUGAAGGAGAAGACGAUGAUGUUGAAGAAGAGACUGGGCCGGAAACCACGCUGCUGUUCAACACAGAUGCACCACCAACCAAAGCCAAACUAUUGGCAGCUUUACCUGCCCGUAGAUUCGUUGAUAGGACUGUUCAAGGUUAUUUUCAUGGAGCCAAUCCUGCAUUGCAUAUUCUGCAUGCUCCGACUUUUCAAAAAGAGGUAACGUAACGUUUUCUUCCGUUUUUAAAUCGAUUGAAAUAUUAGAUCUAAGAGAGACUAUUCUACGGCUACCAUGCUGAAAAAGUCUUUCAUUUCUGUUAUCGAUUGCGUGCUAUAUAGAUUGCUCUCUAUCUCUUGAAACUUGAUGUCCGAAAUUGCUCAUACUCAUUAAAUCGAUCAGUAUCUGAAAUUUUGGGCCAAUCCUCAUGAAAUUUCUCUCUGUUGGCUGGGCUUAUUAUAUGGCAUAAUGUGUCUGUCUUUAUUCUCCAGUUAUGCAGCAGGCGAAGAAAGUCCAGAUGAGCGCGCUUCUCAAAUGCAAACGAUACGAACAUAUCGACGCAACUGUAUCCAAUGCAUCCGCCUAUCGGAUUACACAAAACCAGGAAAGUAUACAAUUGAAGCAAUUCUCGCUCAUUUGGAAGGAGAAUUUAUGCUGAACGAUUCUAAUCAGGUGAACUGCUAUGUGGUGCUUGGUGUUGCUGUCCGGUUAGCCUUACGAAUGGGUCUUCAUCGAGAUCCCGAUAGAGUUGGUGGACAAAUUACUCCGUUCCAAGGAGAGAUGCGUAGACGACUUUGGGCCGUUUUGAGACAAAUAGAUUUAUUGUCAUCCUUUCAUAUUGGAUUGCCUAGUAUGGUUGAAUCCGUUGAUAGUGAUGUUCAAUUGCCCCGAAAUUUGAACGACUCGGAUUUCGAUGAAGAUUGUACAGAGCUUCCACCCGCUCGACCUGACUCAGAGGUAACAUCAAUAUCGUACGUUCGGUUCAAGAACAAAAUAUGUCAGGUGUUCGGGAAAAUUGCAACACAUGCGAACUCAUUAUCCCCUCCUUCUUACGAUGAGGUCAUGGAAUUAGAUAGCCAGUUGGACGCGGUACAAGCAACUAUACCGCCAUCUUUCCGAUUUCAACCGAUAGACAGUUGUGUCGCCGACCCAGCACAGUUGAUUAUUCAGAGAUUGAAUAUCGCUCACCUUCUAUGUAAAAGUCGAUGCGUUUUACACCGUAAGUAUAUUGUAAGCAAUCAGGAUUAUGUUGAGCGAGAAUAUUCCGUCAAUGUCAGUAUCGAUGCCGCAAUGCAGCUUCUCGAUCUCCAAAAACAGACUUACGAAGCUACACAACCAGGAGGGGUGUUAGCCCGAGAUAGGUGCUUUCCAUCUUCAUUAACGAUGCAUGAUUUUCUACUCGCGGCAAUGAUCGUGUACAUGAAGACGAUGAGGAUACUGGAAGAAGAAAUUAGAGAAAGCCCUAGGAACGGCUUGUGUCUAGGCGCCUCGUGUCGGAAACGAAAACUGGAUAUGAUUUCUGCGCUAAAGAUGUCGUCGGAUUCAUGGCAGGUUACGCAAAUGAGAUACCCGGAGUUUAAACGGGCAGCGGAUGUGCUGUCUGUAAUGAUGAGAAAAAUCGGUACGGCUUCUGUGGCACUUGGGGAGUCACAAAUAUCUUGGGGUAUAAAUUCAGGCACAAAUGAUACAGAUUCGAUGGCUGGUUUGUCUUUGGAAGAUAGAUUCGCAAUGAACCAAGCCACUAUAAACCCGCUAGAAGCGGUCCCGUGGUCUAUGGAUUCCUCUGCUCCCGCUCCAAAUUCCUCCUACAUGAAUUUGGAGACCACCCAACCUAUUCCCCCUCAAACGGAUUCUCUCAACGAGUCUGCACCGUUUGAUUCUUUGAUGGAUAUCCCUACUGACUUUGACUGGGAAUUGUUUGACAGUCAUAUCAGGGCAGAUGCUAAUCAGUUACCGAUGCAUGAUCAGCAUCUUCCGGAUAUAGACCUUGGGGUGGAGGGGAUGAAUGAUUUUGAAUUUGGAUUUGUACAAGGGGAUUGUGGAAACGUAUGAGGAGGAUCAUCAGGAAGCUAAAGAAUGAUGCACUGUAGUCGAACAAUUGAUACACUCCUCUAUUCUGUUCGAAUUAUAUGCAUAGAUGAAUGACA